GCGGAUCGGCAAAAGAUCAUACCUUCUAAAACCCGAGGCACAGCGAUACCUACAUUAUCGAGAGUCGCCCUUUAAUUCGACGUUAAACUAUUAUUUACAUGACAUGUUUGAGCUUUUCUAGGGAAAUGAGGCGUUACUUCCUGGGGUCUUUCCCCACGGUAGAGAGCGGCUGAUAUCGUUGUGAUUCUGAAUAAAAGCGAUGAGCGCCUCCAGGCACCGAGCCAGGGAUCUAUUGGCCACCUACGAUCACAGUCUGGAGCAGCAAAUUGUGGGACGAGGCUCCAACCUGGCAUGCAGAGAUGAGGAGCUGUGGAAGCAGGUGGAGGGCUUGCUGAAGGACGGAGAUGCUCAGGAGACCCACUGCCUGGGUCUGGAUCCACUGAGCGUGAUGGAGGAGUCGCUCACAGCAGCCGCGUCAACAACCGCAGCCAGUGCAGGGCCAGCCAGAGCCAGAGGAGGGCUGCAAGGCCUGGCUAAAGCUUUCGAGGUCCUGGAGCAAGCAGCCUUAAACCUGUACCUCGGCCCCUGGAGGGACGAGUACAAAGUAGUCAAGAUGUACUCUGGUAUGUUCACCCACUAUAUCAAACCGGUGCUGUCGAUGCCACAGAUUGAGAAACUCUUUGGCCUGCUAGGAUACCAGCCCAGCUCGUCUCGGCACGAGCAGCUCCGUCUGCCUUCGGCCAGAGUCAGUUCUGCCUCUCUGGAGAAACUCCUGGGCUUGUCGUGUGCCUUCUUCCUCGCCCGCUGCGAGUGUCGCCUCCUUCAGACGGCUCUGGGGAAGCACGUUGGCGAGGCCCAGUGGGAGCUGAGCGUGGUCAGGGAGAGGCGGAGAGGAAACGGCGUACAGGUGGCCCUGGACAACACCAAGAAGACUCUGGAUGUCAACCAGCCACUGAUGGAGCCGUUUGAUGGAGAAGUGGAUCUGUACACAGACGAGCAUGUUAACGGGGGGCGGAGGGAGCCGGUUGUUAACGAUGACGAGAGUCCGCGCUCUUUAACCUGGGUGACGCCAAGCAGCGCAUCACCCUCUGCUGCCAAAACACACAGCAACGGAGUCCGGUCCUUGUCCUCCUCAUCCAGCGCCCUCUCCGCUAGAGACAACGUCUGCAUCUCUACACUCAACUGCCAGCUGACUAAGACUACGCCACUGGAAUCGGUGAUUACCAGAAGCUCCUCGGCCAGCGGGCGGCAAAGCAGACGUUCCUGGGAGGAGUCUAGGUUUGAUGAAGCGGACUCGCAGUCACGCAGUCUGCAGGGAGAAGCAAUGGGGCUUUGCGGGAGCGAGGCUGAAGCCAACCACCUUUGCAGCUGUCUCCAAUCUUCUCUUCGUUGCCCUCCGUCAGUCUGUGUUGAAUGCAAAGCCUUGCACAACAUUACCUGUGCCUUGUUCCAGCGUUGCUACAUAGAGGGCCACUGCAUUCUUCCCUACCCUGACAAUACCACCGAAGAGAUGAAAGAAUUGUUGCCACAGGAUGGGAGCCUCAGGGUGAGUGAUAUGAGCGCAUCGCCAACUCUCACCAGCAGCAGCGCAGCAAUGUCCUCCCUAUCUCUGCGUGAUGACCCUAAGUCAAUAAUUCCAUCUCAUCAUCCAAUCAGCUACCAUGGCUGCUGCGACCUCGCCCAGCUGGAUCCCCAGGUCCUGUGUCUCAGCUGCGGCGUCUUCCACUCUGGUUCCUGCAGAGAGAUAGACUUCUGCCAAAAUCACCACAAGAUCAAGCCACUGGGAGUGUGCUCCUGUGGGAGGGCCUGCUUCAGAAAGCCCCUGGUUCUGUGCAGAUAUUGUGGAAAUGAGUAUUGUAGCGAUUGUUGGUACAGAAAUCCUGUUGUGUGCACCUGUGGCCAAACUUUUGACCAGUCGUCUUCUGUGUGAUUUGUAUUUGAAAGGUAUUGCACUAAUGAGGCACAGCUAGCAAAAUCACAGUGCCUUAAAUAUGCGUACUGGAAACAGAAAUCUUUUUUUUUUUAAUCAAGUGAAAUGUAUCUAAAUUCAAAUGUUGCCUUGACACUACUGAAAUGCAGUAUUGAGUGUGCUCCAAUUUUUCUAUUUUGGUCCUCCUUUCUGAGACUCUCAUCACUCUGUCAUCAUGGGCACGUUCAAUCUCAAAACGUCCCGGGUUAAAGGACAUGUUUCCUCAGAAAGGUGUGAAAGUGUGCAACGAGCUUUGAGCUAUGUCUUCUCUCACUUUGUGGCUGUGUCAGAGAUGUUACCCAAUCAGCAACGAGUAUGGAAACUCGUAAUAAAAAGGCAGUGCACCGAGCACACAGCAGGGUGUUCAACGCAUCCGCUUUUUCAGUUUAAAAAAACAUUUUGUCUGGGCUGAACCUGCCUCUAGUUAUUCUGUACGUGGCCAUCUUUACCAUUACCAGCAUUAUGAACAUGUUAUGUAUUGUUGAGACUUGUAAGUUGUGAUUAGUUUGUGCUCUUGGUUCACUUAAAUGUAAUUUAAUGUGAAGCACAAAGAAGUUUGUUUUCAUCUGUAUGUGUUGCCUGCACACAGACUGGAGUAAAAAACAAAAAAAAGGUCAAAA
Perca flavescens (yellow perch) is the source of this 2529-nucleotide messenger RNA. RefSeq names its product spermatogenesis associated 2-like (gene spata2l). The coding region runs from base 200 to 1870 and encodes 556 amino acids. NCBI's taxonomy places the organism in Eukaryota, Metazoa, Chordata, Actinopteri, Perciformes, Percidae. Gene Ontology annotation, cellular component: cytoplasm. The record is from RefSeq and is a predicted model, not a curated record. The transcript has 4 exons.